AAGUGCGCCUGGCGCCGCUCUGGGCGCCGCUCCUCUCUGGAUCCGGCAACGGGAUGCCGCGGCUGAGGCGGCGGGAUGGCGGAAGGCGGCGGGGCGUCUCCGCCGGACUCCGGCGGCCUCUUGCAGCAGAUCUUGAGCCUCCGCUUGAUCCCGCGGGUGGGCAACGCCACCAGCCCGGCCUGCGUCGCCGCGCUCUGCCACUUCACAGAGAUGUGGUAUGGAAUCUUCCUGUGGGCACUGGUAUCGUCUCUCUUCUUCCACAUUCCUGCAGGACUACUGGCUCUUUUCACUCUCCGGAGGCACCGAUACGGCCGGUUCAUGCCAGUCAGCAUCUUCCUGAUGGGCCUCGUUGGGCCGUUAGCUGCCGGGACCUUAACAAGUGCUGCGAUUGCUGGAGUCUACCGAGCUGCUGGGAAGAAGAUGAUCCCCUUUGAGGCUCUGACUUGGGGAGUGGGACAGACCUUCUGUGUGGUGAUCAUUUCCUUCUUACGGGUUUUGGCUACUCUUUAGCCCCCUUUACCGCCUCGGUCCCAGAAGGCCACCGGAGGAGUGUCGCUUGGGAAUCACGGAGGUUCAGAAGCGCGAGAAAUCACCACAAAGAUAGUUUUGUGCAAUACCUUUUGAAAGAAAAGAGAGCUUUGCAACAGCUUCGCUUCGCUUGAGGCCGACUUGUUUUGAGAAGAAACCUUGCGCUGGAUUGAGGGUCAAGGGGGUCUCCCCGAAGGACCUCCCCUCAUCUGAACCCCCCUCAGCCAAAGUCAAGAGAGUUGUGGGUCCUUCUGCGCAUCAUCCUCACCCCAGCACUGACUUGGCUGCUUUCAAUGUCCGCAUUGUGAUAUUAUUGCCUGGGGCUAAGAUGACCCACGAGGAAAUGUGAAAAUGUUCGCACUCCCCGCUGCUGGUGAACGAGUGUUCAGGCACUGGGUCUGAAAGGAAAAGUGGUUCUGUGUUUAUAAUUUGUGACAUUUUUGUAACCUGAAGUGCCAACUUGAGUGUUUCUGGGUUUGUUUGUUUUUUUAAAGUAUGGAUAUCUGGUUUAGGUUGGGGGAGUGAUGGCGAUUUGAAUCCCAGAGAACAAAAGAAUGGGCAAACUGUUCUCGGUGUUACCUGGGUGGGGUAACUCUGGUAACACUGCUGGGGAUGGGGCAAGAGGCUUCACCCCGAUGGUUGGAAGCCUUUCCUAGGGAAGAAUGGGAAGGGGAGGCAGCUGCAACAACCUGCCCGCCUCCGAUGGGAAGCGUUCGGUCGAGUCCAAGAAGGAAAACUCUUUACUGCUACCUCAAGCGCGCAGGAUGUAUUUAAAUUGUAAUUUUGCUGGCAGGUGGUUUACUGCAGGGGACAGAGGAGUGGAGGCAAGGAUUGGAAAUGCAGUUGGAAACCUGGGAUGCUCUCUCUUAAUUCGCAUCCGAUGGACUCACAGAGAAACCAUUGCAAACGUACAAGAGCAUCACCCUUUAUUGAAGGAAGGAAGGAAGUGGGCUGCACUUUCGGACAUUUUUGCCUAGGAAAUGCUCCGUUCCCUGCAGGCAAGAGGCUCAGAUUGUUUUGGGACCCUCACAAGUGCCUGGGCAACCUUGCCCUCCCUCCUGGGGACAGUCUUGCAACCCAUCAGUGCCCUUUCUCAGUGGCAGCCCUGCACGGCUGCCCAGGAGCUCACCAGUCUGCCUCACGGAGGCAGAUCCCAGUGUAUUUUCCCCUGACAGGAUUCAUUUGCAGGGAGGGCGGGAGGGCGGGGCCUUUAGCACUCAGGUGGUUAGACUUCCUCAUUGAUCAGGAAUUUGACCCUGUCCCCCCCUCUCUCUCGCUCCCUCCCCGUAAGGUCCUGUCUCUGCCCCCCCCCCACUCCUCCCCACUGAUUAUCAGGGUGUCUUCUGAAACCCGUUUUCCUCUCAGCUGGGUUAAUCCUUUUUUAAAAAAAGAAAAGUGCUCUGGGUCACAAGCAGGCCACCUGUAAGCAGGUUCCCCCACCCUCCGUUUUUAUCACUGUGAAGGAUUCCCUCAAUUGCCCCGUCAAAAAUGAGGCGUGUGCUUUUUCCCCCCCCCACUUUACGAAAGACGCACCUGCCAAAAAUGGGGUUUGUAUCUUAACAUAGGCUUAACCCACCUGAAAAGCACCCCCCCCGGGGGAAGGCUGCCUCUGCCCACAGGGGGUGGGGCUCUUCCUGCUUUGCUAUAGUCCCACUCAUUGUGUCCCCCCCUAAUUUAAGUGCAUCUUACGACUCUCGAAAGGUUGCCCAUCGCUACGUUUUAAGAGGUAAAAGGCUUCAAAUGUGUGAUUGUUCUCAUUUUUAAUGUAUUGAUCAUGAUGAAGCGGCCAGAAUCUCAGAAAACACUGUGAUCAUUUCGAACGGCUGUCGCUUUCGAGGCGUUCUGGAACUGGUUUGAAUGGGAUCCCUCCAGCAUGAUCUUCUUUCCCCCGGCAAAUUGCUCUCUUCGCUCUCUCGUACUUUAUACUUUCGCAUUAGUUUUGCCCGGCCUCUCUAACUUGAUGCUUGAGGAGGUAGAAAUGUUCUUUCCCCCCCCAGCCUCCUGAAUUCACUUGAUUGUUUGCACUCGGCGGGUUUAGCGAGCACAAAAGGAUCAACCAAGUCAGAAAGAAUUAAAUCCGCAAUCUCCUUAUUACCCAGCAGCAGGGAGCUUGGUGAAACUUGAAAAAAAAAGACAACCAAAUUUCUUACUCGUCCGAAUUUAAGAACAGGACUGGCUGUUUUGUUCACUGCCUUUACCAAAUAUGUACAUUCGCAACCAUGAACACGUUGACUUGCAACGGAAAGUGGAGGAGGGUCACCCCACCUUCCUGCAGGGGUUUGUUAGGAGCCCCCCACAAACUGGGUUGAAAGGAGGGGCUGAUGGGACUCCUUCCUUGCUGCCGAUUCUUCCUUUGCAAACCUGCCAGAGUGCACCUGUCUUCUUGUCAGCAAAAGCCCACUGUGUUUGCAUGCCCCUGACCCCCGCAGCAAAUGCAAACCAAUCUUUGUACAGAGGGAGACUUAAACCUCCCAAUACCGGUUUUUAUUUUUCUAUUGACAUUUCUGAUUCUAGCAUUGGUAUUUUAGCUAAUAAAAUCCCAGCUAAGUCUUGUGAACAA
This is a messenger RNA of Pseudonaja textilis, 3088 nucleotides long. RefSeq names its product transmembrane protein 170A (gene TMEM170A). Lineage: Eukaryota; Metazoa; Chordata; Lepidosauria; Squamata; Elapidae. The record is from RefSeq and is a predicted model, not a curated record. Gene Ontology annotation, cellular component: endoplasmic reticulum membrane. Gene Ontology annotation, biological process: endoplasmic reticulum tubular network organization.